Molecule: messenger RNA, 1077 nt
Organism: Equus quagga
Lineage: Eukaryota; Metazoa; Chordata; Mammalia; Perissodactyla; Equidae
Product: protein Churchill
Exons: 4
Coding region: 19-411 (130 amino acids)
Biological process (GO): multicellular organism development; fibroblast growth factor receptor signaling pathway; positive regulation of DNA-templated transcription
Molecular function (GO): zinc ion binding
Source: RefSeq, a predicted model, not a curated record
AAUGGGCGGAGACUUCGAAUGGUCCCCGAGACCAGCUAUUCCAGGGUCGUGUACUUGGGGCGCAUGCGGCAACCUUUUCUUAGCUCUCGCGAUGCUUCGUCUUCCCGGAAGCGCUGGAGGGCCUUGCCUGUUAACGGCGUCGCGAUGUGUGGGGACUGUGUGGAGAAGGAAUAUCCCAACCGGGGUACCAUCUGCCUGGAGAAUGGAUCUUUCUUGCUGAACUUUACAGGCUGUGCAGUAUGCAAUAAGCGGGAUUUUAUGCUGAUCACAAACAAAUCUUUGAAAGAGGAAGAUGGAGAAGAAAUAGUUACCUAUGAUCAUCUCUGUAAGAAUUGUCAUCACGUGGUAGCCAGGCAUGAGUAUACAUUCAGUAUCAUGGAUGAAUUUCAGCAAUCUUUCCACUGCCGCUAAAGUCCCUGCCGAACUCACUGUUGGAAAUGGAAAGUCAUUGUUCUCUGAGACCCUCUCUGCAGUGACUGUCCAGGCCCAUGAAACACAAACUGCCUCAAGUGAUCAAGUUCCAGACAGCAGCACUCUCAAUGUCAGGUGUGGAAGUACUAAUAGAUUUCACACGGAUGUUUGUUUUCUAAAGAAGAUAAAAGGUUUUUAAGCAAAAGUUUUAAAAGAAAUAUAUUUGUGUAGUUUAUGACCAUAUUAAAUAUUCUAGAAAGGGACAGCUAUAAGAAUAGGACUUUGCCCUAAGGAUUUUUACCUAAAACAAAAUCCCUUAUGUCACCAGUCUGGACAUUUAAGCCCAAGGAAUAUAAAACUUCUUAAAUAAAUCCAAUUCCAGACAACUAGCUAUCUAAAUAUGAGGCAUGACAUACUAGUGGGUUUAACACAAUUGUUUUUUUUCCCUGGAGUAGAUAAAAGUAACUUUUUUGAUUUGAGAAUUUUCUCCCUUUUUUGUUGUUUUUAAAAUCAUUUCUAUUGCAUAUUAGUGUAAAAUAUCCUAGAAAGGAACAACUCUGAGAACAGGAAUUUGUCCUUAGGGACUGUGCUCAAAUUGCCUCAUUACUUUAGAUAGCAGCACUAAGCCCAAUAUGUGUGGUGGCUUUUUUUUCUUUUUUUGGUGAG